Messenger RNA from Apus apus (common swift), 2792 nucleotides. RefSeq names its product transmembrane protein 184A (gene TMEM184A). Gene Ontology annotation, biological process: transport. The coding region runs from base 123 to 1391 and encodes 422 amino acids. Gene Ontology annotation, molecular function: transporter activity. The record is from RefSeq and is a predicted model, not a curated record. Lineage: Eukaryota; Metazoa; Chordata; Aves; Apodiformes; Apodidae. Gene Ontology annotation, cellular component: early endosome membrane. The transcript is spliced from 9 exons.
CCCAGGCAGGGCCGCGGGAUGGUUGCAGGGAGGAAGAACCCAGCUCCCCGCUGCCUCUGUAACACUAUCAGUCCUGCUCUCCCCACCAGCCACCUCUGGCUCUGCUUCCCAGCUCGCAGCAGAUGAGUAAUGCCACACGUGCCUUGCCCUCUCCUGUGGCAGCCAGCACCCUGGAGACCAGCACAGCAGCCAGGCUGGCCUCAGCUCCCCCAUCCCCAGCCCUCGUCCUGCUCACGGCUGCCCACAAUGACUCUGAGGAUGGCCAGCAGCUUUUCCUGACCACGACAGCAGCACAGGUCAUCUCUGGCAUCUUUGUGUGGUCGGCACUCAUCGUCACCUUCCACCAGAUCUACACACACCUGAGGAAUUACACGGUCCCCAAGGAGCAGCGCUACAUCAUCCGCAUCCUCUUCAUCGUGCCCAUCUAUGCCUUCGACUCCUGGCUCAGCCUCCUCCUCCUCGGCAGCCACCAGUACUACGUCUACUUCGACUCAGUGCGUGACUGCUAUGAAGCUUUUGUGAUUUACAGCUUCCUGAGCCUGUGCUUUGAGUACCUCGGGGGGGAGAGCACCAUCAUGUCAGAGAUCCGAGGGAAGCCCAUUGUGUCCAGCUGCUUUUACGGGACCUGCUGCCUUCAGGGCAUGUCCUACUCCAUCGGGUUCCUGCGCUUCUGCAAGCAGGCCACACUGCAGUUCUGCAUCGUGAAACCCCUCAUGGCGAUCAUCACCAUCAUCCUGCAGGCGUUCGGGAAGUACCAUGACGGGGACUUCAAUGUCCAAAGCGGCUACCUCUACAUCACCAUAAUCUACAACUUCUCUGUCAGCCUGGCACUUUACGCCCUUUUCCUCUUCUAUUUUGCCACCAUGGAUCUGCUGCGCCCUUUUAAGCCAGUCCUCAAGUUCAUCACCAUCAAGGCAGUCAUCUUUCUCUCCUUCUGGCAAGGGACGCUGCUUGCAAUCCUGGAGAAAUGUGGAGUGAUCCCUGAAGUUCAGAUCAUUGAUGGGAAGGAGGUGGGAGCUGGGACAGUAGCUGCUGGCUACCAGAACUUCAUCAUCUGCAUUGAGAUGCUCUUUGCUUCCAUUGCCCUGCGCUAUGCAUUCACCUGCCAGGUGUACAGAGAAAAGAAAGAAAACUCCACAGCAAACCUUGCCCCAAUGCAGAGCAUCUCGAGUGGGCUGAAGGAGACCAUAAGCCCCCAGGACAUCGUGCAGGACGCGAUCCACAACUUCUCCCCCGCGUACCAGCAGUACACCCAGCAGUCGAUGCAGGAGGCAGAGCGCAAAGCACCGGGGGAGAACGGGCACACGGCCUCCAGGGCAGAGGGACUGAGUAGCAGAAAGAGCAAAAACAUUGAGAAGAGAGUUCUGAUCCUGUCGGACGAGGAGCUGUAGGAGACAUCAGAGUGGACAGUGACACUGGAGAGGUUUAAACCCAUGCAAACGGGAACUGUCUCAAGCCUGCAACAACGUGGUCCAAUUGGAGCCCCAAGAAGCCAGGAACUCUACCCAAAAAGCCAGUCUAAAAGGGAAGAUGCAAUAUCCCAGGGAAAGGUUAAACCAAAUAGUGCCAGUUUCUGUUGUCCCAGCUCUGCUGAUGUUGGAGACUGGGCUCUCUUUGCUCCUGCGACUAACCAGCCCUGUGUUGUGGUCUGGGCUGGUGUCUUGAUACCAGCUCCAUGCCCAUGCCAGGGGAUGCCAGGCAGGGUGGGGAGCCAGGAUGCAGGACGGAGCAGCCGCCCUCAUGCUCCUCUUACCUCCAAAGCAGUGCUGAGGCCUGAGAGAAAUGCUUUUCUCAGCACAGUUCUGCUCUAAUUUCUCCCAAUUUGAGGAAAAAAAAUGAUCUCGCAGGGCCCCGUGGAGAAAACAAGCCCAGGAAGGUGACUUCACUUCACCUCAAAACCUGGUAACAGCUGAAAGACAUCAUUCUUUAUUUUUACAUCUUCUCCCCUCUCCUUCCCCCAGAAAAGCUUACGGAGUUGUGCAGAAGACCUUUACCAGGGAGGAAGAGUAAGUCAUUCUCUUCUCCCUCCAGAUGGGGUUGCAGCUGUCUGACUCCCCCAGGAGCAGUGGUGGGACCUCAGGGACCUCACUCGGGGCUAACCCGAGGUCUUGCAGCUGUGUUCCUGAGAGCUGCCGGUGACAGAAGCACUUGUUUAUGUCUAAAUCGUCUUAUCUCUGAACGGAUCAGGAGUUAAAAGGGAUUCCAGCUUCCUUAUCAGAGCCUUUAAUAGGGAACCAGACUGUGACCAGUUGCGGUAGGAAUGCGCUUACUGGGAACUGUCUGUUCCUUCUAACCCUUCACUAUUUACUGUCCCUGGGCUUUGCCCAACCUGCAGGAAGGCAGGAGGGAGCUAAGCCCUGCAAUGACAGUGGCAGGGAUGGAGGGGGCCUGUGGGCAGCACUGGAGGGAAGAUGCUGCAUGGAGAGAUUCUCCCCGUAUCAGUGAUGAGAAGCACACAUUCUUCUGUUAAACUUCCCCGCUGUUUUUCUCCCCCCCCAAAUUUUAAUCCAAUUUCUGUUCUUCUGUUAAUCAGAUGAUCCCUGGGAGCUUACUCAGGCACUGUCCAGGCUGUUGUUUGGGGGUGGGAGCUGGGUAGUGAAAGGACCAAGGCAAGUCUGCAACUUCAGAUUUGGAAUCGUGACAAACAAAGCAAUGGGUAAGGCUUAGUGCCGUUUUACACACAGCUCCUACUGGGUUAGUUUUUUCCCCUGCUCUUAAACUGCAAAAUGUAAAUCAAAACACGAAAUUAUUUUAUUUAUGAAUUUUUUUUCUAAUAAACAGCAAUUUCUACC